Messenger RNA from Guyanagaster necrorhizus, 321 nucleotides. RefSeq lists its product as uncharacterized. The transcript has 3 exons. Bases 1 to 321 code for a protein of 106 amino acids. The record is from RefSeq and is a predicted model, not a curated record. Lineage: Eukaryota; Fungi; Basidiomycota; Agaricomycetes; Agaricales; Physalacriaceae.
AUGUUCAUCUUGACUGGUUCAAAGGCUACAGCAGGGCCACAUAACCUAGAGUUGAAGUACAGGAGUAAGGAAUGGUACCUAGAGUCGGCGAGCUUCCCGGAUAUCGUGCAUCUUAUCGGAAAACUUCCGAAAGGCAGUGGAAGUUCCUUGAUCCGGGUCUGCAGCGGUUGGGAAUGCUGGUGCAGUACUUACCGGCCACUGCAGCACCUCAGUGACUACGAUGCAUACCAACUAUUGGAAGUGAACCUUCUAGUCAGUGCCCUGACGGGAGGUGGAGUAGUACUUGCAUUGGGUCUUGGCUACAGUCGUUUGAUGAUCUAA